CAUGGAUAUAACGGUGGUACGCCAUUUUCUGUAAAUGGAAGUUUCAGGCAGAAGAGCCGACACAGAUGUAACUGCAGGCUCUGCGGAAGCGACGCCCCUCUGCGAGCCAUGUCGGACCGAAGGGAAAGAACAAGAGGCCCAUGGAUUCUGCAACAACUGUAAUGUGUACAUAUGUCCAUCAUGCAUCAAUGUCCAUGGGAAACUGACGGUCACGAAACAUCACAAUAUUCUUGGCAAACAGAAAAUGCCAACUCAUUAUCCGUCAAGUAGGAAGGCUGCUGACGUCUCGGGUUUGGAUCUUUGCAAAGACCAUCAAUCAGAAAUAAUCAAGUUCUACUGCCCAGAACACGAGCAGUUAGGUUGCUGGGAUUGCAUUUUUCUAACCCACAGGACCUGCAAGGUUUCUUAUAUACCGAACGUCGCGCAUUCUUUUACUGUAAGCAGCGAGUUCAAGGUUAUAGUUGACAAGGUGGCAAAGCUUGAAGCAGAUUUGAACACCUGGAAAAGAAAACUUCAAUCUGAUAAACAGUCGGUGCUUGAUUUAAAUCAAGUCCUAUUAAAAAGGUUACAACAGUUUAAAGAAGAAAUCAAUGAAUAUCUCGACAAACAAGAAAAAUCGCUUGUCGAAGCAAUGGACGAAGCAAGAAAGAAAGACACAGACCGUAUACAGAGAUGGCGGGAAGAUAUAGAUGCCGCGAAAUUAACACUAGCUGAGACGAAAGCUAGGCUAGAAGCUCAGGAUAUGAACGCUAACCACCUGUAUGUAACAGCCAGACAUGCAGAACAGAUACUGGGUGAUAUGCAAACAUUGAUAAAGAAAGUUGAGACGGAAAACAUGGUGACGCGAUAUAAGUUUUGUCGAGAUAAGAAGACCGAAGAACUGCUGUCCUGGGAAGACGCGAUAGGGAAGGUUAUUGAAGAAAAAGACUUCUUUACGACCAAGUGGCACCGUAAGAGUGACAUAAACAUUAUGACUCCGGAAGACACAAAAACAUGCUUGAUAAGAGGCUCGGCCGUGCUCAGGCCCGGUACCCUCCUCCUUGCUGACCUUUACAACCAAUGUCUGAAAACGUUAGACCUGACCACCGGUAAGGUGACGGCCCGUCUGUCGCUAUACGAAAAACCCUGGGAUGUCUGCGUGCUGCCGGAGGACAGGGCCGCCGUCACUCUAUCUUAUGGGCAUCAGACCAAGGUUCAGUUUAUCAACACAGGGAAUGCACUGGAAACAGACACAUAUAUUGUAGUGUCGGCAUUUUGCAGGGGAAUAGCACACCAGGAUGGUAGGCUUUACUUGACAUUUCCACACACGUCACCUCGAAUAGAAGUAAGAACUAUGAAUGGGGAUGUUUUACAAACCAUUGGCAAUACACCGCUUCAAGACAAAAUAUUUCAUGGUCCGUCUUUCUUGACCAUAAGUCGCGACGAUAUUAGCACAAUAUAUGUAUCGGACAAAAACCGAACGUUAUUGCAACUGAACCUGCAGGGGGAGGUGCUUCAAAAAAAAUCUUACGAGGAACUGGUUGAUCUUGGCGGUCUCACGGACGUGGGUGGGGGACAGGUCAUCGUUUGUUGCAGCAACACCGUAAUGGUGAUUUCCGGGCUUGAUGGAAGAAUGAAGGCUAUACUGGAGACGAACGAUGGGAUGAAGCGUCCGUACACAGUGGCUUACUGUCCGACAAAUAAAAAACUCCUCGUUGGAGGGAAUUAUAAUCGUGUAAAUGUUUACGACCUUGUAUAAUUUUUCGCUACGUGUUUCACAGAUAGCACCUACAAAUCAGUAAACUACAAGAAAUACCUUGCAUCCUUUACUUCAUUUUAUAUCACAGAGACUUGAAUAAAUGUUAUCCAACUGCAACAAGGACACUGUCGUCCGGAUGUGCAUAAACUCAUUUGUGAUUUAAUGUUAAACAUGUACUAUUGCCAAACAGAAAACCGUAUACAAUGUUCUAACUCUACGCUUAUGCUAACAAAAGGUAUGCAUAAAGUGCCUGCUUGUGAAGGGAAAUUUAUUGUAUUUGACAUAUUCCUAUGCACUUUAGCAAUGUAUUUUCUCUAAACUAUCAACACACGUGUAUAUAUACCUUUACAAGCAGGCACUUUAUAUACUUUGUGUUGUUUACUUCAGGCAAAUUAUGCGACAAUCCUUUACUGACCAGUAUUUGUUUCAAUUGAUCAAGAAGCAGAAUAAAUAAAAACAAGAUU
Messenger RNA from Mya arenaria, 2202 nucleotides. RefSeq lists its product as uncharacterized. The transcript is spliced from 3 exons. Lineage: Eukaryota; Metazoa; Mollusca; Bivalvia; Myida; Myidae. Bases 35 to 1738 code for a protein of 567 amino acids. The record is from RefSeq and is a predicted model, not a curated record. Gene Ontology annotation, molecular function: zinc ion binding.